Callorhinchus milii (elephant shark) is the source of this 1222-nucleotide messenger RNA. RefSeq names its product fibroblast growth factor 9. The coding region runs from base 36 to 656 and encodes 206 amino acids. Lineage: Eukaryota; Metazoa; Chordata; Chondrichthyes; Chimaeriformes; Callorhinchidae. Gene Ontology annotation, biological process: positive regulation of epithelial cell proliferation; positive regulation of protein phosphorylation; lung development. Gene Ontology annotation, cellular component: cytoplasm. The transcript has 4 exons. Gene Ontology annotation, molecular function: growth factor activity; fibroblast growth factor receptor binding. The record is from RefSeq and is a predicted model, not a curated record.
AGCAUUUGGGGAAGCGGAAUCGCCGGCGGCGACUGAUGGCUCCGUUAGGCGAAGUUGGGAACUAUCUUGGUGUCCAGGAUGCAAUACCUUUUGGGAAUGUGCCCGUUUUGCCGGUGGAGAACCCGGUUCUGCUGAGCGAUCACCUCGGCCACUCCGAGGGGGGUUUGGGCAGGGGCUCGGUCACAGACUUGGCUCACUUAAAAGGGAUCCUCAGGCGCAGACAGCUCUACUGCAGGACUGGGUUUCACUUAGAGAUUUUCCCCAAUGGAACUAUCCAGGGAACCAGACAGGAUCACAGCCGAUUUGGUAUACUGGAGUUCAUUAGUAUAGCAGUGGGGCUGGUCAGCAUUCGUGGUGUAGACAGUGGACUCUACCUCGGAAUGAAUGAGAAGGGAGAGCUGUAUGGGUCGGAGAAAUUGACUGCAGAGUGUGUAUUCCGGGAACAAUUUGAGGAAAACUGGUACAAUACCUACUCAUCGAAUCUAUAUAAGCAUGCGGACACUGGAAGACGGUACUUUGUCGCAUUGAACAAAGAUGGAACCCCAAGGGAAGGGACUAGGACUAAACGGCAUCAAAAAUUUACACAUUUUUUACCUAGACCAGUGGACCCUGAUAAAGUACCUGAAUUAUAUAAGGAUGUUUUAAGCCAAAGUUGAUGAAGACAAUCCUUAAGUUUGGACCACUGAAAAGCAACCACUAUAAUGGGUUCUCGUGGUGGGUUCUAAACGAUUAGCUGUGUCAUCACUUCAGCUCUACUGUUGCCAAACUUUGUCGCAUGCAUUGUGUAUGGAGGCUUGGAUGGAACACGCUGAUCUGAUUUUGUUCUGCACUUACAGUCUGUCCUCCUAGAGGUGAGCCUGUGCCACUUGCUUGAUUGAGAAAAAUGUGUGAGAGGGAGGAAUAUAAUGAAAUGCUGAGGAGGCGGCUGGCCUGAUGCAUGCUCAAAGAUGGGACACGCUUUAAAUUUUUGAUCCGUUCUAUUUCAUUGUGUAUCAGCAUAGCUGCCAUACUUUGAUUCAUCGGGAUUCUGGCUGGUGACAUGCUCAAGCCACACUGCAUUAAUAAUGGCAUGGAGGACGCAAUCCUACUUUUAAAAAAAAGAUUUAAAAAAAAGCAAAAAAAAAAGACAAUUCAUCUACCAGUUCAAUGGUACUACCCCAUAGGGCUUUAAGCAAAGACCUCUUAGUAAAAAAAAGUUAAAUUUAUUUAUAGAAAUUCCAAA